This is a messenger RNA of Ceraceosorus bombacis, 3424 nucleotides long. Lineage: Eukaryota; Fungi; Basidiomycota; Exobasidiomycetes; Ceraceosorales; Ceraceosoraceae. The record is from the annotation of a GenBank genome assembly.
AUGUCGUCGGUGACGGAUCAUUCGCCUCCUUCGUUCUAUGCAGUCUACCUGCUGCGCUCUCUAGCCUCGGCCAACUCCACCAAGACCUACAUUGGCUCCUCUCCCGAUCCAGCGAGGCGCAAGAGGCAACACAAUGGACAAUUGACAGGAGGCGCUUGGAAGACGCGCACUGCAAGACCUUGGGAGACUGUGGCUUUGGUUUGGGGAUUCGGAAGCAAGAUUGCUGCCCUUCAAGUGAGCUUGAAGGGAUGGGGAUGGGGCAAGGAGCGUGCUAUGUACGAGGUGUUGAAGGGAUGCAUUUGCGCUGUGUGUGUGUGUGUGAAUGGCUCAUGAAUGCUUCUCUCCACUUCUCCCCGCCCUCUGCGUGUAUGCGCUCAAAGUUCGAGUGGGCAUGGCAGAAACCUCACCUCUCGAGGCAUCUUCGCACUCGCCUGCCCGUCAAUCACACCAAUGAUGGCGCUGAAAGCAGCACGUCCGUCCAUGCACUCACCGCUGCGCACACAGUCGCGUCCAACAUCAACACCAUCUCCGUCCCGCUCUUUCCUCUCAGUUCUCGAAGCACAACAGCGCCCAUGUCCAAUGGCAAGCCGUACCUGAGCGCAGGAGGCGCACCAGCAAGACUCUUGGUACUAGACGCCUUGAUGCGAUCGGAACCUUUUGCGCAUUGGGGAUUGCGCAUCACCUUCUUCGACGAGUGGGCAUGGGGAGCUUGGAGGGGCUUGCAGAGACAGCCUAGAUGCGAACCCGCAGAGACCGGCAAUUCCGUCUUGUCGGAGCAUGCCAAGGAGGCACAAUUAUCAAGAGGAGGAAGGAGGAUGCCUCCGGAUGACUUGGUGGGCGUCACGACAGAUUUCAGUGGAGUGGAUGGUGCGAGGAAAUGCUUGACUUUGCUCGAUGAGCAUGCCCGCAAAGCGCUCAAGCUGCCAGAAGGCUCCGACGAAGGCAGGAGCAUCUCGGACGCUCUAGGCCCACAACGAGCAGUCUUCGAGCCAACAGCUACGGUAAGGGACAAGGACAAAGGCAAAUCGAAGGCUGCGUCAUUCGGCGCAGCCGAUGAAUGGAAUCAGGAUCUGCCGGGAUUCGCCCGUUUGCCCGGUCACUGGACCCGCGCACUUCCACGGAGCGCAAACGCAAGGGCUGUUCGUCUUACGUGGAGGGACAUUCACUGUGCUCCUCGUCAGCCUCCUCUCCCAGAGAUUGCGCCAGUCGCGAGCUUCUCAGAAGAAUCGCAAGGUUCCGAACAAGCUGGCGAGCCGUCAGCAUCGGCAUGGGCAUUGCCAUGCAGUGCAACACAACAACUUCCGUUUAGAUGUAACGAUGGUGGGUUUGCUAGAGACUCGGACGUGCUUAUCUGCUACCCAGCCUCACUCUUGCUUCACCGCGCAACAGACGACCUCUCCGAGAUAGCAUAUGAGCGGCUGCAGCAUCUGCUUCGAGGGACCGGCUCGUCGCUGCAGAUGUACGCCGAGGGUCGAGAGGAAGAUGCCAUGAGGGCAGCCAUCGUCGACGCGUCUUCUGUGACCUGCUCCUUGUGCAGAGAUCCGGUAGAUCUGAGAGUGAGUGUGCGAGGCGAAUCGUGAGCCAGAUCUUGCUGGGGACCUCGGCAUCCUGCGUCCACAAUGGAGCAUGUCGGCAAGUGGUGACAGGCAUCUACGUGUCAUCCACUCUCCAAAACUGACGCAGUCUGGUCCUGCGCGCACGUCAGGAUCACCUCUCUUAUGCUCUAUGUCCGGCACCGAUGACAGAGAUCCGACCCAUCAGUCCACACUGGUCGGCUCUGAGCAAAAGAAGCACACUCGCGAGGCCAGCACGUUCGGAGCACUGCGAUUCGGUCUUUCACCUGCCUUGUCUUGCGCAAGAUUGGUUAAGGAGAGUUGCAGAGAGCCAAUCGAGCUGGCGCGACAACGACGAAGAGGCGCGAGGGUUGGAGGUGGAGGGGGCAUUUUUGUUGCCCACUCAUGGAAGAUGCCCAACCUGCUCCAAAGCACUAGGUCGGGGCUCUGCGAGCGAAGGGCAUACUCGCGAUUCUGGCCAAACAUCGCGGGAGACGUUGUGGAGCGAAGUGGUGAAGAGCACGUUUAGGCGGAAAGAGCUAGCUAUCGCCAAGCUGGCCCAGAUGCGAAAAGACGCGUCGAAAGCUCAGAAGACUCAGGCUGCUCUUCUUGAGAAGGCUAGAGCGGGCAAAAGGAGGAAGAAGGGAAGCGCGGCGGAGGGGACUUGUGAUGUACGCUUGGACACGGGCAGCAUGGACAAUGCAGGACUGUUAGACAGGCUGGAUCGGCUAGCACACGCCAAAGCCGGCAAGUCUGGCAAAUCUGGAAGCGCGCGUAGCGGUACGAGCGUCGCAGCUGACCGCCUAGCUACGGUCGCGGAUGGGCAAGGUGGCGGCCAUUGGCAAGGCACUUGGACGUCAGAAGGCGUCGAUGAUCCUGCCGCUACCGCAGCGCUGCAAGGCGCGCUCUCGGCAGAAGAGGCUGUCCAUAUGCAGAUGGACGCCAUGCAGAGUGCGCGACCGAGACCCAAGCCGCAAUUUCGGUCAAGCAGAGAAAUGGACCCUUUCCCUCUGUCCCUCCCUUUGCCCUCGUGCUCGUCGACCGCCAUGUCCGAUCAACUACGCUCCUCGCGCCCAGAGCGUCCUCAUCGCUCGAAUUCCGUCUCGUGCGAACUGAGCGGGCUGGAUGUGCAUGCUUCGCGCGCAAAUGGAUCCGCUCGCGCAACCAAGGACAGAUCAAUGGCGCUCUCGCUCUUACCAGCGCUAGACGAGCUCACCAAUGCUUCUUGCUUUUCCGAUACCGUCGAGGGUGUGCGCAGCAGCAGCAGAGGGUGCGAGGCAAUAGCAGCCGAGCGAGGGCCAGGGCCAGGGGGAGGGCGAGGGGGAGGGGGAGGGGAUGAUGGGCAAGAAAGUUGGACGAGGAUGAGAAAGGUGGAGGGUGUUGAGGUGGCAUCGUUAUCGUUGGGAAGAAGGAGGAUGUUGGAAAGGACCACUUCGGCACCGACACCGACACCGACACCGACACCGAGCGCACCGAGCGCACCUCGACGCGCACCUGCCGUCGAUAUCAUCGAUUUGACCUGAUUGAUCUAUCUGAUUUUGAUUUGAACCUCGGACUCGGACUCGGACUCGGACUCGGGAGGGCAAAACGAAAACCAAUGCAUUUCUCCCGCGACCCCUUUCAUCUUUGCAAAGAAUUACAAAUCCAAGUUGCUCGAUGCGCCUCGCUCUCUUCUCACGUCCCCCCCCCCUUACACACGUCUCGCAUACGUCCACGAAGGAUGCCAGGCCACGAGCGUUGGGAGGUCAAGACAUGAUGACAUUGAUAGAGCGCGCCAAGUAUUCUCAAAACGCCCUCUGCGCGCAGGCGCAGGCGCAGGCGCACUUUUGGUUCUGGGUCUUGGGUCUUCGGAAGCAUGGGCGCCGAGCUGA